Amphibalanus amphitrite is the source of this 5194-nucleotide messenger RNA. Its product is annotated as nephrin-like. Gene Ontology annotation, biological process: cell-cell adhesion. Gene Ontology annotation, molecular function: cell adhesion molecule binding. Gene Ontology annotation, cellular component: cell-cell junction. NCBI's taxonomy places the organism in Eukaryota, Metazoa, Arthropoda, Thecostraca, Balanomorpha, Balanidae. The coding region runs from base 103 to 4164 and encodes 1353 amino acids. The transcript is spliced from 20 exons. The record is from RefSeq and is a predicted model, not a curated record.
AGUUUACGGUGGCGUUAGCCGGGCGGCGGGCGGUGCACGGAACGCUCCACGUGGGGCAGGUGGUGGCGGACCGGCGAGCGAGGCUACCACAGGACCGGCGAGAUGGACACGGUCGGCACCGCUGCUCUGCUGCUGAUGUGGGCUGCACUAGGACAAGUUUGUUGUCAGCAGCAGCGGUUCCGUGUCCGUCCGUCCAACGUGAGCGUGGUGGAAGGAGACAGCGCCAUCUUACGGUGUGAAGUGCAACACCAAGUCGGGCAGCUCCAGUGGGCCAAGGAUGGAUUCGCUCUCGGCUAUUCUCGACAACUUCCGGGUCACUCGAGAUACAGAAUGCUGGGUGACCCGGGGUCAGGAGUGCAUGACCUGGAGGUCACCAACGUGACCCUGGAGGACGACGGUCGGUUCCAGUGUCAGGUGUCGCCGAACCGGGGACAAGACGCCAUCCGAGCUGACGCCAUACUCACCGUUCUAGUGAAGCCGCGACUGGUCCAGCUGAGUUGCGGCCAGACCUCGCCGACGGCGCCCGAGGGCAGCUGCGAGGUCAAGGAGGGCGAUCAGCUGACUCUGGCCUGUGACGUCAUCGGGGCACGGCCGGCUCCGAGCGUCCGCUGGCAGCGGGAGGGCGAGGACAUCCACCCCAGACAAGAGGUUUCAUAUUCCGGCUGGGGUCAUCCGGGCCGUAACGACACGACCUCUGUGGUGACCCUGCGACCCACGGCAGCCGACGACGGAGCCGGUAUCUCCUGUGUGGCCCAGCACCCGGCCAUAGCGCCCGAGGACCGGCAAAAACUGAACGCCACCGUGCGACUCUCAGUGCUUCACCCACCUGGCGCUCCGGAGAUCAGCGGCUACACGGAAGGAGAAGUGGUCAGUAUCGGGCAGCAGAAGACGCUCACGUGCAUCUCCAGAGGCGGAAACCCGCCCGCCCAGCUCGUCUGGCUCAAGAACGGACGGCCGAUCGCCUUCAAGUAUCGAAAAAUGACUCGUCGGGUUUUAGCCCAAUUUACAUUCACGGUGACUCAGGCUGACCUGAGCACCAUCUACCGGUGCGAAGCGUCUUCCAUAGUUCAGCCUCAGCCGACGGUGGCGCUGGCACAGAUGAACGUCCAAUUUGGUCCCGAGCGAGUCACCGUGUCGGGAACGCAGGAGGCCAGAGGCGGAGAUACAGUGCACAUGUCCUGUAUCACAUCCAGCAGUAACCCGCCCGCCAACAUCACCUGGGUCAUCAACGGCAGAACCAUGAUGAACACCACGCAGAAGAUUGAGCACAUCGCCGACCUGGGCUGGGUGUCUCGCUCGAACGUGACGGCGGUGGUGCCGGACGGCAUGGAGGAGGACAUGGUGUUCUCCUGCUACGCCGUCAACUCUGCACUGCCGCUGACCAAGCUCAGCACCGCCACCGUCCGUGUCCUCUACCCUCCGGAGCCGCCGACGAUUCUGGGCUACGAGUCGGGCUCCCACCUGCGGGCCGGAGAGCGGGUGUCUCUCUCGUGCGUCUCGCAGGGCGGCAACCCGCCGGCCACGCUCACCUGGUACCGGGGCGACACGGAGCUGGCCUCGAGCACAGAGGUGCGCGACAGCGUGGCCAGGAGCGUGGUCACGUUCCAGGUGGACCACGCCGACAACGGACGCGUCUACACCUGCCGUAGUACAAACUCGGGCAUCAGUGGCUUCCAGUCGAGCAGCGUCACGCUCAACGUACACUUUCCUCCGUCGAGCCUGAAGCUGGAGGUCCGUCCGGACGUGUUGCGGGCGGGCAGUCAGGCUCUGUUGACCUGCGAGUCGAGACCGUCGUACCCGGCGGCUGAGCUGACCUGGUGGCGAGAUAACGUCCAGGUCACCGACGGGGUCACCGCCCUGGAGACAUUCAAAGCCGGCAGCAAGGGCGGGUUAUCCAGCCGGCUGCAGCUGCGACUUAAUUUGACCUGGAUGGAAGACGGAGCCGUAUUUGGCUGUCGGUCAAACGCGUCCUCUCUGCCCGGUGGACUGAUUGAAGAGACGAAGCUGAACGUCCUCCAUCCGCCUGUUUUCUCCAAGCCCGUGUACGAGAUCGACAUCCGUUCGGGCGAAUCACGAGUGGAAAACCUGACGGCGCUAGCGAACCCAGCCAGCGUGCGGUACUCUUGGGAGCGGGAGGGUGCCGCGGUGCAGCGGGACCGAUGGCAGGCGAGGGAUGACGGGUCGUGGCGGCCGGAUGGAGGCUCCCUGCUGACACUGAACGGUGCCCGCCGCUCCCACACCGGCUGGUACCGCCUGACCGCCGGCAACGGCCAGGGCAACACCACCGUCCGGGUGCACGUCAACGUUCUCUAUCCUCCGGAGGUGGACUCCAUCUCCAACAUAUCGAUGGUUUACCCCGGGGAAGACGGGGUGAUCCGGUGCUCCGUGAACGCCAACCCCAUGGAGGACUACAUGAUCUCCUGGCAUCGAGAGGGCUUCAACCUGGCCUCGGACCGGGUGAGCACGUUCACGAGGAACGGCACCUCCUACCUGACGGUCCACAACGCCACCAAGGAGGACAUCGGCGAGUUUCUGUGUCGGGCUGACAACGGAGUCGGACAGGCCACCGCCACCGCCGCCCUGCUUGUCAAACACGCCACGGAGUUUGUCGGGCAGCGCCAGUGGUCGCGGUCAGCCACGGAGGAGGGUGGCGUGGCCGACCUCACGUGCAGGGCUCGAGGUGUCCCCAACGUCACCUUUCAGUGGUCCAGGCUGGAUGGACGUGACCUGAACCCCAUCGCCGGCUCUGACAAGCUUCAGUACGAAUACACACAGCUGGACCUCGUUACAUGGCAGUCGGUGCUCCGCAUCAAGGACGUGCAGUCCUCGGACUACGCCACAUACGAGUGUGUCGCCCUCAACGAGCUGGGCUCCCAGCGUCAGCAGAUAGAGCUGGGCCGUCCCAGUGCACCGGACCCUCCGCUGGGUCUGAAGGUGGUCAACGUGUCACACGACUCGGCCACCGUGGCCUGGGAAGCCGGCUUCGACGGCGGCCUUCCUCAGGUUUACCAGCUACGAUAUUAUCCCAUGUCGGGCAAGAGACAUCUAAGUUAUGUCAAGGUGCAGCCUCCGAAUGCCACGACCUUCACUGUGGACAAGCUGGCCCCUGACACGGCCUACAGUUUUGAUGUCAGAGCAUACAACAAGAUAGGAAAGAGCACGUAUUCGAUGGCUGUAGAAGGCAUCACUAUGCGUGAUAUGGCCUCGGCCGAGCACGAGCAGCUGACGCUGGAGCAGGGGCAGCUCCCGUGGACGGUCGUCAUCGCCAUCUCGGCCGUCGGAGGUGUGCUGCUGGUGCUGAACGCCCUCCUCAUCGUCUUCUUCGUGAGACGACGCAGGCAGAGGACCAAGAACAGCACCAUCGACUCGGCCUCGACGAGCGACACCAGCACAAAGUCUGAGGCGGCGCACAUGUACGGCGCUAACAACGACUCUGCCAGCUCCCCGUCCGUCAACAGCUGCGGCAGCUUCAGCCGCGGAGACAGCCUCGAAGAGUGUGCCGUGCUGUCCAGCAGUGGUGGAGGUACUGCCGGGUUCGGUCCCUGCGUGGGCGUCCCCCUGAUGGAUCCCGUGGCGGCCUCCCCAGCGGACCUGUACGUCCUACCGACGUCUCGCGGGGCUGCCGGACGGCCGUUGGGCGUGCCGUCCUCCCCUGCAGCCGUGCCACCAUCUCCAAGCUCUCAGACGCUACUGAGGAGCUCAUCCCGCCUGCAGCAGCCGCUAACAACCGUCUCGAGUAGCCAGACUCUGUGCCGGAACGGCCACCGCCGUCUACCGACCGCUGGAAGUCCCCCGGGCUCGUUCUCCGCCGGCGUGCAGUACGGACUGGCCAUGGCGCCCGAUGAGCACUACCUGUCCCCUGGAGUUCGGCCGACCUCAGCCGAACAUUACCUGUCACCCCCGGCCAGGUCACCGACCGGGCGAUAUCUGCCACCCUCGACAGUCGCGCUGGGCGCCGAGCACUACCUGACACCGUCCACACGGCUGGCAUCGGCACAGACAUCUGCUACUCUGACGCCGACACGAACAAACGAAACCCAGGAACAACAGGAGCCACAACAGUUCUGGUUUCGCUCCGACCAGCGGCCGGUCGUGCAGGCGCAGUACUCGUUCGCGCACGCGCCUCCGUUCUCCCAGCCGGCCGGACACUUCCCCUAUCUAUAGCGUGGGGGCAAAGACGAAGCCUUGAUGGCGAGCGGGGAGACCAUGCGUCAUGAAAGAGAUGUGCUGGCGCUCUGGGUGCCUCUAACCGGAGGACAUAGGUAUGCGGCGGAAGUGUGCGAGGUGAUGGCUCAAGAUUGCGUUUUAGGACUGCGUGACUGCGCUCUUGGUGCUUCACGAUAUGUCGUCUGAGAUUCCGACACGCUCUACGGAUUGAUGCAAUUGAGAGCGGGAACGACUCGCACUGAUCUAACUAUUGGCUGUGAUUUCCUGGACUACGCUCGUUGGUCCUGGGAACGAUAGCCUCACGGUGCGAGGGGCGUGCCGGCGUGUAGGGCCGUCUGAUGGUUCUGGUGCUCCGCUAGUGGCGGUACAGUUGCGGGCUCAGUGACUUAUAGAUCGCGGUGGAAAUGACGAGCAAAGUGGACUCUUGGAUUUGUAGGUAUAUGCGUCAUCGUAUAUGGGAUGGAUUUGGAAUGUGCAGAAGGCUGGUAGGCGUGGAUAUGAGAACGAUGCAUUGAAUCUGCGUAUUGUAUUAUUUUGUGUAUAUUUGUGUAAUAUCUACCUACCAAUGUGUUAUAGAACGGCUCCUUUUGUGUCAGUCAUCUAUGUCCUUCGUGUUCAGUCAAGGCGCAUGGUGGACGUUGGACCCGUUCAACCACCAAGUGUCCGAAGUUCGUUGUAAAUGGUACCCAUUAUUUAAUAAUCAGUUGCUCUUACAACUAAUUGCCACAGUUCCAACUUAUGACUGCUUCAAAAAAUGAAAUGGCCCAGGUCCCUAAAUCACAGGUAUUUACCGUGGUUUGAAACUGCAUAGUUUGAAGGCCUUGACACGUGUAUGCUUAUGUUGCAUCCUCGCUUAGCUGUAUAAAUGCGCUGUAUUCACUAUUUGAAAACGACAAGGCACCUCUGUUGUACCCUAGUCACGCCUUUAGCUGCUGCAUUUCAGGCUAUGCAAGGCUGUAAAUAGAUCAAAUAUGAUAUACAAAGCUUGCAAUCUCUGAAGUGUUUAGCAAUAAAUUGUUUAAAACUG